GCCCAGGCAACAGCACAUUCACGUUGCAGGGCACAGGAAUCAAAGGUGGUAUGAACUCCGUGCUCUUCUGGAGCUGGAAUUGAAAUACAGAGCAUUGUCAUUUGAAGAAAACCUGCUUAAUAUUUGAUAAAGAGGUACUUUUAUAAAUCAACUGGGAUUUUAAAAAUCAUCUUAGAUGUUUAGAAUUUGGAUUGCUGUACUCCUUGUCUUUGGCACAUCAACAGGAAACGAAGUUUGCUAUGAACGGGUGGGAUGCUUCAGAGAUGGUUCACCAUGGACGGGGACUUUGUCAAGACAGUUCGCAGGUCUACCCUGGUCCCCGGAAGAGAUAAACACUCGCUUUCUGCUCUACACUAGACGCAACCCCAAAGUCUAUCAGGAAAUCAGUGCAGUUAAUCAUCUAACUAUCCAAGCCUCAUACUUUGGAACAGACAAAAUGACCCAUAUCAACAUACCUGGAUGGAAAACAGAUGGCAAAUGGCAGCAAGACAUGUGCAAUGUGUUGCUAAAAGUGGAAGAUGUGAACUGCAUUAACUUAGACUGGAUUAAUGGCUCCAUGAAAUAUAUCCAUGCUGUAAAUAAUCUCCGUGUUGCGGGAGCUGAGGUAGCUUAUUUUAUUAAUGUUCUUGAGAAAGAAUUUGGAUAUUCCCCUUCUAAAGUGCACUUGAUUGGCCACAGCGUGGGUGCGCAUCUGGCUGGGGAAGCUGGGUCAAGGAUUCCAGGCCUUGGAAGGAUAACUGGGUUGGAUCCAGCUGGGCCCUAUUUCCACAACACUCCAAAUGAAGUCAGGCUGGACCCAUCAGAUGCAAACUUUGUUGACGUUAUUCAUACAAAUGCAGUUCCCUUUCUGUUUGAGCUUGGUGCUGGAACUAUUAAUGCUUGUGGUCACCUUGACUUUUACCCAAAUGGAGGAAAGUACAUGCCAGGAUGUGGAGACUUAAUUACACCUUUAUUUAAACUUAAUUUCAGUGCUUACAAAGAAGAAGUGGCUUUCUUCUUUGAUUGCAACCAUGCCCGAAGUCAUCACUUUUACACUGAAAGCAUUCUCAAUCCUGAUGCGUUUAUUGCUUAUCCUUGUAGAUCCUACAAAGAUUUUAAAGCAGGGAAUUGCUUCCACUGUUCCCAAGAAGGUUGCCCGACAAUGGGUCAUUUUGCUGAUAGAUUUCACCUAAAAAAUAUGAAGCCUAAUAGACCAUACUAUUUUUUAAACACAGGGACUCUUUCCCCAUUUGCUCGUUGGAGGCACAAAUUGUCUGUCAAACUCAGUGGAAACAAUGUCACUCAAGGGAGCAUAUUUCUCCACGUUGGUGGAACAACUGGGAAAAAAGAGGAGUUUGUGAUGGCCAGUGGAACACUUAAGCCAGGCAUGACUUACACAAAAUUAAUUGAUGCAGACAUUAAUGUUGGGAACAUUUCAAGUAUUGAGUUCAUUUGGAAGGAACAUAUGUUUGGACAGUCUUUGAAUAAGCUGGGAGCAGAAAUGGUAAAAGAUAUAUCUGGAAAAUAUGACUAUGAAUCUACCUUCUGUAGCCAGGACAUUAUAGGACCUAAUAUUGCCUACAUCCUGAAGCCAUGUUAAUCCCAGAAACAGUCUUGAAGGAUUUAUUUAAUGGGAGCAAUGAAAAAGAGAAUCUCCUUCUAGUUGGCAUCCAGGCCAAAUUUGGCCCUUGUGAAUGAGAUAAAAGUAGGGUUGUGUGUGUGCUUUUCUUUACAGAAUGUUUUUCCCAUUGAUAAACUUUUUUUUUAUUGAAGUUAUCAUUGAUAUACAAUCCACUAAAACCAAUAUAGGGUUUCAGAUGUACAACACAGUGGUUUAACAGUUA
Molecule: messenger RNA, 1823 nt
Organism: Manis javanica (Malayan pangolin)
Lineage: Eukaryota; Metazoa; Chordata; Mammalia; Pholidota; Manidae
Gene: PNLIPRP3
Product: pancreatic lipase related protein 3
Biological process (GO): lipid metabolic process
Molecular function (GO): lipoprotein lipase activity; protein binding
Source: RefSeq, a predicted model, not a curated record